Molecule: messenger RNA, 561 nt
Organism: Dentiscutata heterogama
Lineage: Eukaryota; Fungi; Glomeromycota; Glomeromycetes; Diversisporales; Gigasporaceae
Source: the annotation of a GenBank genome assembly
AUGGGACGUUUACCUUUAGUGUGCUGGAUGGUCCCUCAGCAAAUAAUUCCUUAUGUAUUUCUAACUUCACCUAAAGUAGAUGUCCCAUACCAUCCUUUAGGUACCUUAAACAUUUUUGAGGUCUUAAAACAAGUUAUACGUGUAUUUUAUCAAGAAACAAUAAAAUCUUGUAACUCUUUUAAGUUGGCACGUGUACUUGUUAACAAUGCAAAUAAUCAGGAAGUUCCUAGAGAAUCGGUGUAUGAUGCAGAACUUUACCGGAUCAUGUCAAAUUGGCUUGGUAGAUUUACAGUAACAGGACAAUGGCACCUGAAAUAUCGUGCUACUACAGCAUCAAUAAAAGAACUUAAGGAACACUAUGAACAGGCACUCCUAUAUGACAAGAAACUACCUGCAGAUGAAACAUGGGUUGUUCAUUUCACCUGUUGCGAAGACACCAUUUCAAAACUAUACUGGCCAACCGAAUCUCAAUUGCAAAAGGGCCUUCGAGUCGUAUACUUUUGGCACGACCUUAAUUUUACAAAAGUUAGUGUAAUUGCAUGUUUGGUGGGAUACAAAUAA